AUGGUGCAUAGCACUCCCAGGUAUAACACGCAGCCAAUGUGCCGCUAUUGCGGCAAGAUGGCAGGUCAACAAGAACCUCAGCAGCACCGAAGGCACCGAACUUUUCGGGAAAGAAGGGACGUCCUGCAGGAGUACAACGAUCACCAGCUGAUCGAGAGAUUUCGGCUUGAUCGAGCUUCUAUCCUGUACCUAACAGACCUUGUGAGGGGUGCUUUAAGGAGUCCUACUGCAAGAAACAAAGCCCUGUCCCCCAAGAUGAAGGUGGCAAUAACCUUACGGUAUUUGGAUACUGGGAAAAUGCAGUUGUGCAAUAGUGAUGACUUCGGUACAACCCAGUCUACCAUCAGCCGUGUCAUCAUGCAAACCCAUGAAGCGCUCACACAAGGGGACAUCUGCUGGAGGUUCGUCGGUUUCGCUUUCACUCAGCUGGAAGUACAGAGGAAGCAGGCAGAGUUCAUUAAAGUUGCAGGAUUUCCCGGUGUCGUCGGUGUUGUUGAUGGCACCAAUAUAAGAAUUAUUGCACCUCAAGAACAUGAAAUCGAGUACGUAAAUCGGAAGCGGUUUCAUAGCAUCAAUGUCCCGUUUGUAUUUGGUGCAACUUACAAGAUACUUGACAUUGUUGCAAAGUGGCCAGGCUCUGUGAAUGAUAUACGUGUAUGGAAUGAAUCUGGACUGAAGAAACUCCUCGAGAGGAACAUCGUGCCAGCUGGAUGCCAUCUCUUGGGUGACAGUGCUUAUGCCAUGAAGCGCUGGCUAUUGACACCUUACCUGCACUUACAACCUGGUUCACAGUCUAGAUAUAUCCGGUAG
This is a messenger RNA of Scylla paramamosain (green mud crab), 810 nucleotides long. Its product is annotated as putative nuclease HARBI1. The record is from RefSeq and is a predicted model, not a curated record. The transcript is spliced from 2 exons. NCBI's taxonomy places the organism in Eukaryota, Metazoa, Arthropoda, Malacostraca, Decapoda, Portunidae. Bases 1 to 810 code for a protein of 269 amino acids.